Messenger RNA from Ylistrum balloti, 1872 nucleotides. RefSeq lists its product as uncharacterized. Gene Ontology annotation, biological process: cell surface receptor signaling pathway; G protein-coupled receptor signaling pathway. The coding region runs from base 1 to 1872 and encodes 623 amino acids. Gene Ontology annotation, cellular component: membrane. Gene Ontology annotation, molecular function: G protein-coupled receptor activity. NCBI's taxonomy places the organism in Eukaryota, Metazoa, Mollusca, Bivalvia, Pectinida, Pectinidae. The record is from RefSeq and is a predicted model, not a curated record. The transcript has 2 exons.
AUGGUUCCUGGAUUUCAAUCUUAUAAGAAUGUAUUCUGUUCCCUCUGUUCCAAUAUCAACAUGACGAUCAUGCCACCGUAUUUGUGGCGUCCUUUUUUCACGGAAGCCUUUGACAUCCAACCUCCAACAAUGCCAAAUAUUCAUCCACAAUUUCGCGACAUGUUCUCACCAGGGGUUGAACGACUUCCAUUGGCAGUACAAGCUGAAAUACAGAUACUAACUUUCACAAAUGGAGAGGAAAUCUACAACACGAUAAAUAACAAAACACGUCGGCUGAUGUGUUACCCAGGAAAAGUGCUAACAAACCAGACCUGCAAACCCUUGCUGACCAGAACAAAUAACCUACGAUACACAUUGGCAUUCACUUUGGAAGGAAAUAUAACUUUAACAGUGUCACCACAUGAUCUGCUACAAAUAGUGACGAGAAAGGUCAAAGAUGAGAUAUCGAAAAAUAUUGGUGGUGUCACGUUCGAUUCGUUUCAUAUAAUGGUGAAUUUGAAAUGUGAUCAUAUGAUUUCAAAUGACACCGAAGAGGUAACGUUUAAUCUUCAUACUGUCUUUUUCGUUUCGGGCGAUGUUGACAGAUUUCUUACGGAAGAAAAGUUGUUGAAAAUGACUGAUAAUAUUUACAUUUCCAAUAAUGUUGUUUUAAAAUCCUCGUUAACUUCUGAAGCAUUCAUGUUACCAGCGCUUGUGAAUGCUAUCAGUUUCAUGAAUCAUUGUUAUAGUAAAACAAUGAGAGAAACAACAUUCAGCCUCCACAACAACUAUCAGCCAUCGCUGGUGUCUCCACUGCUGCUAUGUCGACAAGUGGAAUUAGAGCGAGAGGAGUUUGAGCUAGAUGAAUCUACCUUCGAAAUAACUCUCUUCAAAUCAACACGAAAGCUUUACCAAUAUGAUUUUUUGUUGAUAGAUAAAAAAGUUCGAGUUUGUCUCAAGGAUUUCGAGGAAAUGUUCAACGGGUCCUAUGUGACAAAAUACAGUGAACCACCACUACAUGCAGCACUUAAUAUCACAACAUUAGUUUGUAAUAUAAUAUCCCUUGUAUGUCUUUUCUUAACAUUCAUAACGUACUGUUUAUUUCCUGUCAUGCGUUCUUUACCUGGAAUGAAUAAUAUGAGUCUGGUAUUUGCAAUGUUCUUUGCCCAGUUGCUUUUCCAAUGUGGCUUUUACUUAACAUCAUCACCAAUAUUAUGUCAGGUUUUCGGUGUCCUUAUUCACAUUUUGUGGCUGUCGACGUUUGGUUGUAUGAACGUGUGUUCUUAUCAUAUGUAUAGUGUUUUUGCUGGCGAUAUAAUUGCAGGAAGACUUUCAGCAUGGGGUUGGAAGAGACGGAUUUCGUUUUAUAUAUUAUAUUCCUAUGGAUUAUCAGCUAUAAUAGUGUUCACCAAUAUCAUCAUUGUAUACUUUACAUCAGAUGAUGAUAGCAUAGGGUAUGGUACCACAAGAUGUUUUAUAAGUAACCCUAUAUCGUUUUAUCUUACAUUUCUUGCCCCCGUGUUAGUGGUAUGUUUCUGUAAUAUCUAUUUUUUCAUACGAACUGCUCUACAAAUUAAAAAUUCACCGAAAGUGGAUAGUACCAAGGAAAGAAAAAAUCAACACGUGAUAUACAUAAAGUUGUUUUCUAUAACGGGAAUAACAUGGAUCUUACUGGUCAUAGAUACGUUGUUUCCCGUAUCUAUAUUUAGUUUUCUGGUGACCAUUGCGACAGCAUGCCAAGGUCUGUUUGUUUUAGCCAGUUUUGUUUUAAACAAGAGGGUCUUCAAUUAUUACAUUGUCUUAAUAUUCGGUAAGAAGCGAAAGAUCACAACAUCUUCGACCUCACAACCAGGAAAUACUCAGUCCACUUCUGCAAAUUUAAGUUCAUUAUAA